AUGAACAUACCCAAAGGUGAUGCUGGAGGAGAACUCGACCCACAUGGCGCAGAUGGAUUGGGUAACCCACACGGAGGCUUAGUAUUUGGCAAUAGCUUUGGGAAGUUACAACAAUAUCACGAAUGGACGAAUUUCAUGUCUUCCACCGAGUUCUGUGUUCGCGCAUGCAAAGACGGCCCCAACGCUGCUAAGAUCUGCAACCACAUUUACGAUAUAAUGGGUUGCGAGUGGAAUAUGCCUGGAAAUUACGCUCAAGGCGUCUUCGAGAACUGCAUGGGCGACUCGAGUCAACCGAUGGGAAUCUACGGCUCUUCCACGUUUCAUCAGGGUGACCCAUCUACCCCUCAGCCACACGCAGCUCCCAAAAGUAGCUCGUGUACAUCUGUAAGCUCGGUGGGGAAUGCCGGGAUCACGACAAGCUCCUUAUCAACUCUUACUACACCACCGGCCUCUUCCAGUACUUCUAGGAGUGGUCAGACCUCGGCAUCUCCUACUACAAGCACUGCCAACGGUGCAAGAAGACUGGCGAGCAGCGAUGCUCUGAUACUGGGAGGCACUAUGUUCGCUGCAGGAGCCUUUGUUCUUGGAUUAUGUAGUGUACUUUAA
Molecule: messenger RNA, 606 nt
Organism: Rhizoctonia solani
Lineage: Eukaryota; Fungi; Basidiomycota; Agaricomycetes; Cantharellales; Ceratobasidiaceae
Product: ricin-type beta-trefoil lectin domain protein
Exons: 3
Coding region: 1-606 (201 amino acids)
Source: RefSeq, a predicted model, not a curated record